AUGUCCAUGAUGGAGCAGGCAGUACAUAACAAGGACAUCCACGUACGGCAUGCUGCAAAACUCGCCUCCCUUUCUGCGUGGUCUUCUCAGCAUGUUGGAUGUAUAUUUGAAACAAGAACAGACGAAGACAGUCUUCAAGCCAUCGAUGCCACCUUCUCAAAAAACCUCACUGCCUCCAUAAACGGUGCACCAUUGAAUCGGGAUGGUUUAAAACAACUAGUGCUCACCAUGCGACAUUCAUCUGCAAGGGGGCUCAAUGUAGAGUGGAAGCAAGCUCUUGACGUUGCCAAGGAUCCGAGUACCAACCGAGAGGGUGUGUUUGGUGGCUUUUAUGUCAUCAAGGGGCUGCGCAAGCGAUUGCCUGGCUCAGACAUGCUUGCCGAGUUUGAGCGACAUAAAACGGUGACCGUAAGAAUCGAAUCGGAAUCAUCAGAUCCCUCCGUUGACAGCAGAAAAAUCACUCACCUCGUGUUCGUCGCCAUUGACGUACCGGCUCAACCAAGAGCACACCUGUAA
Messenger RNA from Serpula lacrymans var. lacrymans S7.9, 516 nucleotides. RefSeq lists its product as uncharacterized. The coding region runs from base 1 to 516 and encodes 171 amino acids. The record is from RefSeq and is a predicted model, not a curated record. Lineage: Eukaryota; Fungi; Basidiomycota; Agaricomycetes; Boletales; Serpulaceae. The transcript is spliced from 3 exons.